This is a messenger RNA of Fraxinus pennsylvanica, 2637 nucleotides long. Lineage: Eukaryota; Viridiplantae; Streptophyta; Magnoliopsida; Lamiales; Oleaceae. The record is from the annotation of a GenBank genome assembly.
AUGAGGUUAUUAGGUACAAAUUUUUAUUGCCUUUUGUUCGUUUAUGCAUUCUGUUUGUUCGAGUAUACAGUAUCUGUCGUCUCUCCAAUUACUGAAAGGGAGAUCUUGCUUCAAUUUAAAGGUAACAUCUCAAGUGACCCUUAUGAUAGUUUGAGUUCUUGGGAUCCAAGCAGAAGCCCUUGCCAAGAUUUUAAAGGGGUAUUUUGUAAUUCAGAUGGAAAUGUGGCAAAGAUCGUGUUGUGGAAUACUAGUCUAGGUGGGGUUUUGUCUCCUGCUUUAUCUGGGUUGAAAUCUUUGAGGAUUAUUACUUUAUUUGGCAAUAAAUUCACUGGGAACAUCCCAUUGGAAUAUGGAGAAAUUGGUACAUUGUGGAAGAUUAACUUGAGCUCCAACGCAUUAUCCGGGUCAAUCCCGGAAUUUCUUGGGGAUUUUCCUAACAUAAGGUUUCUUGAUUUAUCAAGAAAUGGGUAUACUGGGGAGAUUCCUUCAGCACUGUUCAAGAAUUGUUACCGGACAAAGUUCGUUUCUUUGUCGCAUAACAAUCUUUCAGGGACGAUUCCUAUCUCGAUCAGUAAUUGUAUGAAUCUUCAAGGGAUAGAUUUGUCUUUUAACAGCCUUACUGGAAAAUUGCCUUCAGAAAUUUGUGACAUUCCUGCAGUAUUGUACUUGUCCGUGAGGAGUAACAUGCUGUCAGGAAGUGUUCAAGAACAUGUUUCAAAAUGUGGAAGGUUAGAACUUUUGGAUCUCGCUAGCAAUAGGUUUACUGACUCUGGUCCAUUUGGGGUCCUCAGGUUGGGUAAUCUUACAUAUUUCAAUAUUUCAUGGAAUGAGUUCCAGGGUGUGAUUCCAGACAUUGGAAAUUGCAGUAGCAGACUGGAAGUUUUUGAUGUUUCUGGGAAUGAUUUCAAUGGAAACAUUCCGCCUGGCAUCAGAGAAUGCAGUCGCCUGAAGUAUUUAGAUUUGGGGUUUAACAGGCUUGAUGGAACUAUACCAGUUGGAAUUGCCGACUUGAAGGGUCUUGUGUUCAUUCGAUUAGCAAAUAACUCAAUAGACGGAACAAUUCCUUCGGCAUUUGGGAGUAUUGAAUGGCUUGAAGUCCUGGAUUUGCACAAUCUCAAACUCAGUGGUGAAAUCCCAGUAGAGAUAAGCAAUUGCCGGUUUCUUCUCGAGCUAGAUGUUUCUGGCAAUUCUUUAGCAGGAGGCAUUCCGCAGAACCUCCAGAACAUUACACCCCUUAAAAUUCUCGACCUGCAUCAUAACCAGUUCAAUGGAAGCAUACCUACAACCAUUGGAAAUUUGUCUAACCUGCAUUCUUUAGAUUUGUCCGAAAACUUUCUAUCCGGUUCCAUCCCUUUGACAAUUGGGAAUUUGAAAAAUUUAACUCAUUUCAACAUUUCUUACAACAACCUUUCUGGUGCUAUCCCAUCUAUUCCUACCAUCCAGCAGUUUGGAUUUUCGGCCUUUUUUCAUAAUCAAGGUCUUUGUGGUGCUCCAUUAGAAAACUCUUGUUCUGGCACAGAACAGAAACCAAAGUUGAGAGUUUCUGCAAUUGUUGCUAUAGUCGCUGCUGCUUUGAUUGUUACGGGUGUUUGUGUGAUAACCAUCAUCAACAUGAAGGCUCAGGGGAGAAGAAGAGAGGACGAGACCAUGAUUGUAGAAAGCACCCCAUUAGCUUCAACACAAUCUGAUGUCAUCAUUGGAAAAUUAGUCCUCUUCAGUAAAAGUUUGCCCUCAAAGUACGAGGACUGGGAAACUGGCACCAAAGCGUUGCUUGACAAGGAAUGCCUAAUUGGUGGAGGUUCUAUUGGAACAGUGUACAAAACUACCUUUGAGGGCGGAAUAUCAAUUGCUGUGAAGAAACUUGAGACUCUGGGAAGAAUCAGGAACCAAGACGAGUUCGAGCAUGAAAUUGGACACUUGGCGAAUCUUCAACACCCCAAUCUUGUUGCUUUUCAAGGUUAUUAUUGGUCAUCUAGUAUGCAGUUAAUUUUAUCUGAAUUUGUCUCGAAUGGAAACCUGUAUGAUAAUUUGCAUGGAGUUAAUUAUCCUGGGACCAGCACUGGUGUUGGUAAUUCAGAACUGAAUUGGUCAAGAAGGUUUCAGAUAGCAUUAGGGACCGCCAGAGCACUAGCAUACCUUCACCAUGACUGCAAGCCUCGGGUUCUUCAUCUCAAUGUCAAGUCUACUAAUAUACUACUGGAUGAAAACUUGAUGCGCUUUGAUAGUCUAAUACCUUUGGGGAAGUUGCUUCCCUUGCUAGACAAUUACGGUUUGACAAACAUCCACAGUGCAGUUGGAUAUAUUGCACCUGAGUUGGCACAAAGUUCAAGGAUCAGCGAAAAAUGUGACGUUUAUAGUCUUGGGGUUAUUCUGCUGGAGUUGGUUACAGGGAGGAAGCCAGUGGAAAGUCCCUCAACAAAUGAGGUGGUGAUUUUGUGUGAAUACGUUAGAAGUUUGGUCGAGAGGGGUUCUGCUUUGAAUUGUUUUGACAGAAGAUUGAGAGGAUUUUCCGAAAAUGAGCUUAUUCAGGUCAUGAAGUUGGGGUUGAUAUGCACUUCUGAAGUUCCUUCAAGAAGACCAAGCAUGGCAGAGGUUGUUCAGAUUCUUGAAUCCAUAAGAAAUGGUUAUAACUAUUGA